AUGCACCUAGCCGCUUAUCUAUUCCAAGCACUUGGUCUCCUCUCCGGAUAUUUCCAAAAUUGGUUGCUAUCACCCAAGUACGCCCUAAACUCGGAUCUCAGGUCGAACUGUUCUGAUGCACGCGCUCAUUACCGCGAUCGGCCCCUCUUUAGUGGCACCCUUUCCACUACGACCGAGAAGCUAGUGGCCCCUAGAUUUCCUUAUGGAAGCAAAAAAGUGCGUGGUGUGAACAUCGGCGGAUGGCUUGUCCUAGAGCCGUGGAUAACUCCAUCACUUUUUGAUAAUACGGGUAACAAUAAUAUCGUGGACGAGUGGACGUUCUGUUCUUUGCAGGACAGACCUGCUGCGGCCACCACUUUGCUAAAUCACUGGAACACUUUUUACACAGAGUCCGACUUUGCUGCUAUCGCUGCAGCAGGCUUGAAUCAUGUUAGGGUCCCUAUCGGGUAUUGGGCAUUUGACACGUCGGGAGGGGAACCAUUCAUCAAUGGGCAGUAUCCAUAUCUUCUUAGAGCUGUUGGCUGGGCCAGAAAUCAUGGUCUAUUUGUGAUCAUCGACCUGCAUGGCGUUCCUGGAUCCCAGCAGAAUGGCUUUGACAACUCUGGCCGUAGGGGUCUUGUUAACUGGCCGAAUCAACAAUCUAACAUUGAUCGCACCAAUGCCAUGAUCAAAGCCCUUGCAGCGGAGUUUUCUCAGGCUUCAUACGCCAAUGUCGUCAGUGCUAUUCAGCCAAUCAAUGAACCGGCGGGGUUCGUGGGUGGUAACAUUCUUCCUGUAACUCGUCAAUACUAUUAUGACUCCUACGGCAACAUUCGAGUAAACGGGGCUGACGUAGUUGAGGUCCUCCAUGAUGCUUUCCAGGAUCUCUCUUUUUGGAAUGGUGUCAUGCCAUAUCCAACGUUCAACAACGUCUUGAUGGACACGCACCAUUAUCAAAUUUUCAGCACUGCCGAUCUUGCAAAGACUUGGCCACAGCACAUUAUCACGGCUUGUCAGCGCGGCAAUGCCAUUGCCUCGUGGGCGCAAGCAACCGGAAACCUAUGGACGAUCGUUGGAGAAUGGACAACGACUCCUUACGAUUGCGCCAAGUACCUCAAUGGUCGAGGUCUUGGAUCUCGUUACGAUGGGACGUAUUCUGGUUCCUCACCGCUUGGGGUUUGCUGGCCAUUCACUGGAUCAUCGAGCAUAUUCAAUAGUGGUUACAAGGUAUUCAUGCGCCAAUUUUUCGAAGCCCAGACGAGCUCUUUCGAGAAGGCAGCCGGAUGGAUCUACUGGGCAUGGAAGACCGAAGCCACAGAUGAAUGGAGCUACCAACAGGGUCUUGCAGGAGGCUGGAUCCCCUACGACCCUACACAACGCCUGUACCCAAAUAUCUGCCCCUGA
Cantharellus anzutake is the source of this 1383-nucleotide messenger RNA. RefSeq names its product glycoside hydrolase family 5 protein. Gene Ontology annotation, molecular function: beta-glucosidase activity. Lineage: Eukaryota; Fungi; Basidiomycota; Agaricomycetes; Cantharellales; Hydnaceae. Gene Ontology annotation, cellular component: cell surface; extracellular region. Gene Ontology annotation, biological process: glucan catabolic process. Bases 1 to 1383 code for a protein of 460 amino acids. The record is from RefSeq and is a predicted model, not a curated record. The transcript is spliced from 13 exons.